AGUAUAGAAAUUGAACCCAUGUUAAUUGCACAAAAAUUUUCUUUUCUAUAUUCCAGAUGUCGACAUGGAACUCACUAAGCAUCCAACAUUUACACGUUCCCCAAGCGAGGACAGCUCUCCAAGCCCGACUUCUGACCCCCAGCGCAAGCUCAGCAAGAACAAAAGGAUGUUACCUGUUGUACCAGGGGUUGAUGAAGAACCUAAUGGAAAUGUAAACGGUAAUUUCAAACACUCUGAGACAAGUCCAUUUCAGACUCCACAAGAGCAAGAAGAGUAUGUUGUAGAUGAGAGUAAUAAGUAUGGUACAUACACCAAAAGAGGAAGAAAGUCACGAGGUAGUGUGAUCAGUAAUACCAUGGCACCUGAGCCAUCGGUAGCACCAGUACGAAGAACUCAAUUGGAGAGUAAACCAAAAGAAGAGCAAGUCUGGGUGAAGGUUAGCAGUAGUCUUGAUACAGAAUGCCUUUUGAAGGACACCGAGGAUUAUAUGAAAAGUCUGGAAUCCAGAGUUCGUCAAAAUACAUUUUCUACCUCUCCAGAUCAUUCUGAAGGAGUAGACACUUCCCAACGAUGUGAUGCUGAUGAAUCAGAUGUUGAUACAACCAGUAAUGUCAGUAACAUUGAGGUAGAGAGCAGUAAAAAGACAUGGCAGCCAAGUAAAGGGAGACAUCAAAGAAGCCGGUCAGAUUUCUCCACUAAAGAUAUGAUGGAAGAAACAAAGAAAGACAGAAAGAGACGGACAUCUGGUCAGGCCAGUUCAGUAACCGAUUCCACCUCUAAAAAAUCUUCCAGUAUUUGGAGUAGACUUUCUACUCCAUAUAAACAUAAGGUCACACCAAAAGACCCAGAGACUAUGAGUGAUACUGGUGAAGUUCCGGCAUUUAGGCGGAAUUCUGUUCAUACUGCUUCUCUACCAGGUAGCAGACGUAAAUCUACCUCUUCUGUUAGCCAGAAAGAAGCACAGAAGAAAGCUCAAACUCCUAAACUUCAGCGCAAGAGCAAAUCUCCCUUGCCACAACCAAGACAGACUCGAAGUACAAUGCUUCGAAAGUCACGUUUUGAGGACCAAGACACCAGUGAACUCAGUGACGUAAGUCCAAAGUCAAGCAUUUCGGAUCUUGGUCCUUCAUCUUACUCAAAGAAACCUCCCAUCUCAAAAUCUUCCACAUCCAAUGCAAAGGCAAAACAGGUUCAGUCACGACUUAACAGCGGACAAACAAAUAGGUCCUCUCAAGGAGGCAAAAGUGCACGGAGCGAUGUCAGUCUUGGUGCGCAAAUAUCACAGCUUUCACAGACUCAGAUUGAACGUGAACGUGUGCGAAAUCAGACUCGCAGGCAAAGUUCAUCCUCAGCAAAAAGCAACUUCCAAGCUAAGGUCAACGAGCGUACAGAUCCCAAACCAAAAGAAACUCGAUGGCGACGCUAUGAAUCUACUGGUUCAGAAACCGAAGCAGUCAAUGCAUAUAUAAAAUCUGUGAACACUCGAAAACAACAAAAGUCACAGGUGAACGACCUGAAAAAUGACUCUAGAAGGAGGAGGGCAUCCGUUGGUAAUAGGUCGCAGUUGGAGGUUGAACAAAGGCAGUACUUUGAAACUUCAAUUGAUGAUGUUAUUGAUUGUAAUGGAAAUGGAACCACUGAUGACCGUUUGUCAAGAGGAGAAGGAGAUGGUGAAGCCCAAGAAACUGAACAAGUGGCCAAGGAUGAGGUGAAUCUACAACCUCCCCUUAAGCUCUGUCCACACUACCAAGAUUUAUGUAACAAAAUCUGUGAUUUCCCUAUGUGUGUGUUAUGGCAUCACCAUGCCCAUAUAUAAGCAAUUAUAUACUUACCCGGUAUCACAUUUAAUUUGAUAGUGUGGACAGAGCCUUAUUUUUUGUCUGUUUUAUUAUGUCACUUGUCACAUAUAAUUUCAUGGUGUGAACAGAGCCUUAUUUUUUGUCUAUUUUAUUGUUAUGUCACUUUUCACAUAUAAUUUGAUAGUGUGAACAGAGCCUUAUUUUUUGUCUAUUUUAUUGUUAUGUCACUUUUCACAUAUAAUUUGAUAGUGUGAACAGAGUCUUAUUUUUGUCUAUUUUAUUGUUAUGUCACUUGUCACAUAAUUUCAUGGUGUGAACAGAGCCUUAUUUUUUGUCUAUUUUAUUGUUAUGUCACUUU
This is a messenger RNA of Anneissia japonica, 2157 nucleotides long. Its product is annotated as centrosomal protein of 170 kDa-like. The record is from RefSeq and is a predicted model, not a curated record. The transcript has a single exon. NCBI's taxonomy places the organism in Eukaryota, Metazoa, Echinodermata, Crinoidea, Comatulida, Comatulidae. The coding region runs from base 65 to 1816 and encodes 583 amino acids.